UCACAUAGGAAGAGCAGUCCCAGACCUGUAGGACCACAGGCAGCAUAUUAGGAGUAGUUAUUCUACCAUACAGCUAGCUGGAGAAGAACCUGCUGCUCUCUAUUCAACCUGCCAGGACUGUAUCGUGGAGAAGGACCAGACCUGGAGGACCUUCAUGGGCUAUAAGGACCUUCCUUCGUGCACAAGGCGGCAGAACCAGUCCACCUCGGGGAUCCGAACCUAGAGCCAAUUAACCCCCCUUCCAGAGAGCUUUGUGAAGCCUCUCAGUGCCAAUGCUGGCACAUUAGAGCCAACCACUGGGCAUUUGGUUUGGGAAGCACUUUCAUCUCUGACUGAGCAACCUCUCACGCCUCCUGUCCAUUGAUAUCGGUAGUCUGGGAUCUCCAUCAUUUAGAGGAGCUAUCUGCAGAAAGACGGCCCUUCAGCCACACUGGUGUUACAGAGCUGCUAAGAGUUUGGGGCCCCUGUCUCGUGGAUCUUCCAGCAACCCUCAAUAUAUCAGCCAACCAAAGACGAUGGUGCACUGUGCUGGAUGCGAGAGGCCCAUCCUGGACCGCUUCUUGUUGAAUGUUCUGGACAGGGCUUGGCACGUCAAGUGUGUACAGUGCUGUGAAUGUAAAUGCAAUUUAACGGAGAAAUGUUUUUCUAGAGAAAGCAAGCUUUACUGUAAAAACGACUUCUUCAGACGCUUUGGUACCAAGUGUGCUGGCUGUGCCCAGGGAAUCUCCCCCAGUGACCUGGUCAGGAGGGCAAGAAGCAAAGUGUUCCACUUGAACUGUUUCACAUGUAUGAUGUGCAACAAACAGCUCUCCACCGGAGAGGAGCUCUACAUCAUCGACGAGAACAAGUUCGUCUGCAAAGAAGAUUACCUAAACAACAACAGCAACCCUGCCAAAGAAAACAGUCUUCUCUCAGUGACAGGCAGUGACCCCAGUUUAUCUCCUGACUCCCAAGACCCAUCUCAAGACGACGCAAAGGACUCUGAAAGCGCGAACAUCUCAGAUAAGGAGACUGGGAUUAACGAGAACGACGACCAGAACCUGGGGGCAAAGAGGAGAGGACCCCGCACCACUAUCAAAGCCAAGCAGCUGGAGACCCUGAAGGCCGCCUUUGCAGCUACUCCUAAACCCACCAGGCACAUCAGGGAGCAGCUGGCCCAAGAGACCGGCCUGAACAUGAGAGUCAUCCAGGUUUGGUUCCAGAACCGGCGAUCCAAGGAGCGGCGGAUGAAGCAGCUGAGCGCACUAGGAGCCCGUAGGCACGCCUUCUUCCGGAGCCCCCGGAGGAUGAGACCCCUGGUGGACCGCCUGGAGCCCGGGGAGCUCAUUCCUAACGGACCCUUCUCGUUUUAUGGAGACUACCAGAGUGAGUAUUAUGGGCCAGGAAGCAACUACGACUUCUUUCCUCAAGGACCUCCUUCAUCGCAAGCUCAAACUCCUGUAGAUUUGCCGUUUGUCCCUUCAUCUGGACCAGCAGGAACCCCACUAGGCACCAUGGAGCACCCAUUACCGGGACAUCACCCGUCUAGCGAGGCCCAGCGUUUCUCCGACAUUAUGUCCCACGCUCCAGGAGACUCCCCCAGCCCUGAGCCUAACCUUCCCGGUUCCAUGCACUCAAUGUCCGCAGAGGUGUUUGGUCAGAGUCCUCCUUUUUCAUCUUUAUCAGUUAACGGUGGUGCCACAUAUGGAAAUCACUUGUCACAUCCACCAGAAAUGAAUGAAGCUGCAGUCUGGUAGCUUUUCUUGAACAAUGGACCAUGUUGACAUCACUCCUGACAAUGGUGUGCUGUACAGAACUGGUAAAUCUAUGUGAUAGUCCCCUCUGAAUCAACAACAUUGUCUGGAUUGAAAUGACCAGAAAGCAAUGGAAUUACUGAAACAACAGAAGUGAGUAUUUCAGAAUAAAAACUAGAGAAGCUGUAGAGUCAAGUGCUGCAACAGCAUUGUUCUUCAGAGUGUCUAUUUUCUGCACCUCAGAGGUUGAAGACAUAAAACUAGCAGUCAUAUUAAUAAUAUAUUAUUCACCUGAACACAAGGGUGGGACACAACCUUUUAUUAGCCAAAAUAGCAAAUACAACAAUAUAAAGCCCUCAGCAUCAACUCUUCUACCUUGAAAAAGCUACUGACGCCAAUCGAGUAUCCUCACCAAGAAGGUCUGCUGCCAGGCCUGCUAUAGACUGACUACCUUCACUCCUAGAAAUCUAAGACUAUGGAACUCAAGCAGUCAACUGUUUACGUAUAUGACCUUCUAUUCAGGAGCCUAAACUUUUAGUAAUAAUCCACUUUUAGAAACCUCUGUGAAAAUCUCGAGAAAAAAAAGCAAAACGUUUUGAGCAAUCAACCAAAUGAUGAAUUCUUGUUAGUUUUGUUUUGUGUGGAUGAAGGGACUGACUGGAAGGACGUGCUACACUGUGCUAGUAUUUAGUCUCCAGAAGGCUACAAGAAAGGCAGGCGCCAAAUAACCCAAUAGCACAAAUAGGCCAGAGACAAGUUCCACCAUUUCCGAACAUUUGAUAUACUUUUUAGUCCCGUUGAGCGUUCAUUAAUGGCUUAUAUAGUCCCAGACAGGUUUUAUUUUUGUGUCCUUAAAAAAGUCAAAAAUAUUUAAAUUUUAUGGUCAAAUAUGCAGUUCCGCUGCUUCUUCUUUAUAUAUUAAAUUUGUCAUACGUCUUUUAUUGUUAUUAUUAAGCCUAAGCUUGUGUGACCUCCAGUGCAUACUAGACCAUUCACUGUA
Molecule: messenger RNA, 2733 nt
Organism: Bufo gargarizans (Asiatic toad)
Lineage: Eukaryota; Metazoa; Chordata; Amphibia; Anura; Bufonidae
Gene: LHX1
Product: LIM homeobox 1
Exons: 5
Coding region: 516-1736 (406 amino acids)
Biological process (GO): neuron differentiation; regulation of transcription by RNA polymerase II
Cellular component (GO): nucleus
Molecular function (GO): DNA-binding transcription factor activity, RNA polymerase II-specific; RNA polymerase II transcription regulatory region sequence-specific DNA binding
Source: RefSeq, a predicted model, not a curated record